This is a messenger RNA of Diprion similis, 4195 nucleotides long. RefSeq names its product ribosome biogenesis protein BMS1 homolog. Gene Ontology annotation, biological process: endonucleolytic cleavage of tricistronic rRNA transcript (SSU-rRNA, 5.8S rRNA, LSU-rRNA); ribosome biogenesis; maturation of SSU-rRNA from tricistronic rRNA transcript (SSU-rRNA, 5.8S rRNA, LSU-rRNA). The record is from RefSeq and is a predicted model, not a curated record. The transcript has a single exon. The coding region runs from base 280 to 3861 and encodes 1193 amino acids. Gene Ontology annotation, molecular function: U3 snoRNA binding; GTPase activity; GTP binding. NCBI's taxonomy places the organism in Eukaryota, Metazoa, Arthropoda, Insecta, Hymenoptera, Diprionidae. Gene Ontology annotation, cellular component: nucleus; 90S preribosome.
AAGGCACAGAACGGCACCGUGUUGAGUUGUCAGGUCACGUGUAAAGUUCUCCAAAGUUGGAAAAAUAAUGUUAAAUAAUAGUUCAAUCAUCAACAGUUCGUAAAUUGACACCAAUUAUUUUACAGCCUUUAUAAACCGUCCAGAAAUUAACGUAAAAUAUAUUAUCUUUAAUACUUUUUAACCGGUCACAUAACUUUUAAGGUUAUGUUAUGCCUUCAAUCUCAUGAAAUGAUAAAUAAGAUUCUGGUUAAUUGUUAAUGACUAAAGUGUAAGUAAAAAAUGUCUGCAAUCGAGGAUGGAGGGGUAAAGCAUAAGUCGCAUCGUGAUCGCAACGCGGGGCGAAAGGCAGAAAAGAAAAAAAGCAAAAAUGAACAUGUUCAAGAGUUGACAGACAAGCAAAAGAACCCAAAGGCUUUCACAUUCAAUUCGGCCAUAAGAGCUGAGCGUGGUUUCAGACGCAAACAAGACCUUGAAACCAAAAAACAGCAUGUACCACUGGUGGAUAGAACGCCUCUGGAACCACCACCUGUCUUAGUGGCUUUAGUUGGUCCGCCAAAAGUGGGCAAAUCGAUGCUAAUGCAAUGUCUAAUAAAGAGCUUUGCUCGGCAGCCAUUGUCGAAUAUUCUUGGCCCAGUAACUGUUGUUUCUGGUAAAAGACGUCGCAUAACAUUCAUUGAAUGCAACAACGACAUCAAUAGCAUGAUCGACAUAGCCAAAAUAGCCGAUUUGGUUUUGCUCCUGGUGGAUGCGUCGUUCGGUUUUGAAAUGGAGAUAUUUGAGUUUCUCAACAUAUGCCAGGUGCAUGGUAUGCCGAGAAUAAUGGGAGUCCUGACGCAUCUGGACCUCAUAAAGAAUACCAAGCAGUUGAGAAAGACCAAGAAAACACUGAAGCACAGAUUUUGGACGGAAGUUUACGCCGGAGCAAAGCUAUUCUAUUUGUCUGGACUCCUCCACGACGAGUACCUCCGCAAUGAAGUAAAGAAUCUAGCUCGUUUUAUAUCAGUGAUCAAGUUCAGGCCUCUGACUUGGCGAACCACGCAUCCGUACCUCCUGGCAGAUAGGAUAGAAGAUCUCACCCCACCAGAAUCCAUUAGACAGAAUACGAAAGUCGACAGAACAAUCAGUCUCUAUGGAUACGUGCGUGGUGUUCCUCUGAACAAGGAAACUUCUGUGCAUAUUCCUGGCUGCGGAGACCUCAAGAUCAAGGAUGUCAGUUUCUUGCCUGAUCCUUGCCCGCUGCCUGAUCAAAUAAAGAAACGCGCUCUCGUUGAAAAGGAGAGACUGAUCUACGCUCCGUUUUCGGGAGUUGGCGGUAUCGUCUACGAUAAGGAUGCCGUCUAUGUAGAAUUGGGAGGAAGCCACUCCCAUCAAGAGAAGGAAGGAGAGGAUCCCAGUCUGGUUGGCAAUUUGAUGGAAACGCAAGAAACCAUCGACACUAAGUUGCGACGUAGCGAAAUGCAGAUUUUCAGUGGCACUGCACUGAUUAGGUCAGAAGAUGUCGGAGAAGAGUUCAAUCCUGAUUCGCAGGGCAAAUCAUUUAUCGAAGAACAAAGGAUCAGACGUAAAGUAGUAUUCGACGAUGAGAUGAACGAGCCACUCAACGACGAAGAAGACAGCGACGAUGAGGUGGAUUUUGGUAAACAAAAUUAUGAUUCGGAUGGAGAUGAACUGGAAAGUAAUGAGAGGAGUAAAAGAUCCUGUUCAGAAGAAGACGACAGGAUCAUUUGUAAAAGAAAAAGAAUUGAAGACGGAGAUGGAAAUGUAUCAGUGAAGUUCAUUGGGAACAAAGAUCAGGCUGUAACUGAUAGUGAGCAAUUGUAUCGCGGACUUAGCAACAAUCCCGAUAGUCAUAUAAAGGACAAAAUCUCUCAGGCAUUGAGUAUGCUGGACAGUAAUAAAAAAAUUCGGGACAACAGAUCAGAGGCUGAUCUCAGCGAAAAUGAAAGUUUUGACGAAGAGAGUGAUGAUAAUGAUUCUGAGCUACGUUCGAAUGUUGAUGUUGAUGGAGAUGAGUUGCAAUGGAAAUCAAAUCUGACGGAAAAAGCAAGCGAAGCAUUUACGGAUCGGCUAAGAUCCCAAAAAAAUUUAAUGAAAACUGUAUAUGGAGAAUUUGACAAAUCUUUUGUGGCUGUCAAUGACGAAUCAAUUUCGGACGAUGACUCGAAAAACGAAGAUAUCGGUGGUAUUUUUCGCAUUGUAAAUAAGCAGGAAAGGCAGAAGCUGGAGGCACGAGAACUACGGAAUCAAGAGGAGAGCGUGUUUUACUCGAUAGAAUUGUCGAAGGAUUGGGAAUCGGACGAAAACAGAGUUCUGCUAAUAAAUCGUUUUGUGACUGGCAAAUGGAAGGAAUCCGAAGAUGCCGAGGAGCUGUUAAAGCUCGACGACCUUGAAGAUAAUGACGAUUUGUACGGGGAUUUCGAGGAUCUGGAAACUGGGGAAAAGCAUAAGGCUGAAGCUCCCGAAGAAAGGACAUCCAGUGAGGCUGACGAGCGACGAAAACUGAUUGAGAAGAAGCGAAAGCUUAAGGAGAAGUUCGACUCGGAGUACGACAAGGGUGACGACAAGUCCUACUACGACGAGUUAAAGUCAGAAGUCGAGAGGCAGGCACAGUUAAACAAGUCAGAAUUUGAGGGCAUCGCGGAUGACAUCAGGGUCCAGCUCGAGGGUUUCAGGCCUGGAAUGUACGUGCGUGUCGAGUUGGACUCGGUGCCCUGCGAGCUGGUAACAAAUUUAGACCCGACUUACCCGCUGAUCGUCGGCGGGCUGUUGCACGGCGAGGAGAACAUCGGGUUUGUGCAGACGCGGAUAAAGAAGCACCGGUGGUACAAGAAGAUCCUGAAGACCAAAGACCCGCUAAUUAUCUCUGUCGGUUGGCGGCGGUUCCAGGCAUUGCCUGUUUACGCAAAGCUCGAGGACAAUCUCAAGCACAGAAUGUUGAAGUACACGCCUGAGCAUGUGACUUGCAUGGCUCAUUUUUGGGGCCCUAUAACUCCUCAGGGCACUGGAGUUUUGGCGGUACAAGACGUGGCUGCCAGGCAAGCAGGUUUUCGCAUCGCAGCGACCGGCUCCAUAGUCGAGCUUGAUAAGUCGACGUAUAUCGUCAAGAAGCUCAAGUUGACCGGCGCCCCGUUCAAGGUUUACAAGAAGACGGCAUUCGUCAAAGGAAUGUUCAACUCCAGUUUGGAAGUGGCCAAGUUUGAAGGCGCCAAAUUGCGUACUGUGUCUGGAAUUCGUGGUCAGAUAAAGAAGGCUUGUUCCAAACCGCAGGGUGCCUUUCGUGCGACCUUCGAGGACAAGGUGUUGCUCAGUGACAUCGUCUUUUGUCGGACCUGGUACAAGGUAGACGUACCAAAGUUUUAUAGUCCUGUUACAUCGUUGUUGCUGCCGCCGAAUGAGAAAAAUCAAUGGCGAGGGAUGAGGACGACUGGCCAGCUCAAGAGGGAGAAUAAUUUAAGAGCUCAACCUAAUCCGGAUUCACUUUACACAGAGAUCAAGAGGGAUCCGAAAGUUUUCAAACCGCUGAUCAUACCGCGGACUCUGCAGAAGGGUUUGCCAUACAAAGACAAACCGAAAUUACAACCUGUUAUCGAAAAGCGUAGACCAAAAUUCGAAGAUCGACGACCCGCCGUUGUUAGAGAGCCCAAGGAGGAACAAGUAGCGAAGCUUAUGAAAAUGCUUAGAACUUCGUACAGCCAUAAACAGGAUCAACUGAAGGAAGCUAUGAGCAGAAGGAUCAUGGCCCAUCAGGCCCGAAUGCAGAUUGAAGAAGCGAGGAAAAUGGGUAGACAAAAAGAGUUGAAGAAAGAAGUGUUUAGAAAACUUAGUAAAAUGGAGGCUAAGAAUAAAAAUAAAAGAAACUAAGAGUACUCUUUCAUUAUAUCUGUAAUAUGAUUUCUUCUAUUAACAGCUAUGUAUAUUUUCGAUAGUUAUUUUUAAUUGCCUUUUUCUAUUCUUAGUCACAAUUAAUUGUUUUAAUCUUGUUCACCUACUAGUGUGAACUUGUUGACCUUUAUGUUCAACAUCUGUUAUCUAGGUGAAUGCACUGUACAGAUCAAUAAAUUGUGAUUUUGCAUCAAUCGAAAUAUUGAAAACACUUGUUUCAAAUUCCACUCAAUGCAUGUAUAAGUUAUUUCUUUCGACGAUAAUGAAUUUGUAUUUCAAUAAAUCUGUGUGGACUGUGUCUAAGUACAAUUCA